CUCACCUGAAAGCUUUUCUUUUUCUUCUCUUAGCUCAAAUGUCUCAGCAGAUACAGAAAACUACUGCAAGUGGCAAAGGGAUCCUGUCCAACCCCAAGCUCGAACUGGUUCAGAGGAGUUUGAACGUGGUGAUGAACCAGAACGUGACCCUCUGCUGCUGCUCUGCCUCUGGAUCUCCACCUGUCAGAUACACCUUGUUCAAACACAACCAGCAGGUAUCCUCUCUGAACAGGUCAGACUCGACCCCUGCAUUGUUUACCUUGACUAUCAGCUCUGCCAGCGACGUGGGUCCCUACAAAUGCAAAGCUGAGCACAACACCUCCAGUGAUGGAAAAUACAGCAACAGCCUCAACUUCACCCUUAUAGAGCCAAUUUCCAAACCAGUGCUGAGCUCACCCACCUCUCAAACAACGAAAGGCCAGAACGUGACCCUGUCUUGUUUCUCCGAGAAUGGAUCUCUUCCCAUCACUUACAUAUUCUUCAAGGGAAAACAAAGUAUCUCUCCCCCAGUGAUGAUGCAUGAGAGGGAAGCAGCUGUGAUUUUUCUAUUUGUCAAUUCCUCUACUGACUCUGGAACCUAUAAAUGCAAAGCUAAUAAUAGUUUUCCCAAUAGUAUGAAAUACAGCAACAGUUUCAACUUCACAUUAGCAGAAGAGAGAAGCCAUUCUCAGGCCCUGAUAAUUUCUCUUGGGCUGAUCCUGCUACUACUCAUAAUAGGAUUUGCUCUGGCAAUUCCAUUUUUCAUAAUUCCUUCAUAUAAAGCAAAAAAAUAUAAGUCUACCAGGCCCUCAACUGGCUUUACAUCAACAGUGAAUGUGGAGGAGACUGAAAAUGAUGUCAUAUAUGCAGAGAUUGAGCCUGUUAAGCCAGAAGAAGAAUACAUCAACUUUUCUGUUAUCAGAAGAGAACAUGAAAAAGCAGGGAAGAGGGAAUGUACUACAGUCUAUUCAAAGGUCCUCAUCAGAAACUGAGUACCAGGUAUGAUCUCUUUUGUGGUUAACUUAAUCACAUGU
Manacus vitellinus (golden-collared manakin) is the source of this 1013-nucleotide messenger RNA. RefSeq names its product mast cell immunoglobulin like receptor 1 (gene MILR1). The transcript has 7 exons. Gene Ontology annotation, molecular function: transmembrane signaling receptor activity. The coding region runs from base 39 to 971 and encodes 310 amino acids. Gene Ontology annotation, biological process: cell surface receptor signaling pathway. The record is from RefSeq and is a predicted model, not a curated record. NCBI's taxonomy places the organism in Eukaryota, Metazoa, Chordata, Aves, Passeriformes, Pipridae.